AUGAAUAACUCUACAGUGAACUUCAUCACACCUGAAAUAUCUACAAACUCCACAACUCAGCCCUUUGGGCUAAUUAACUUUCUGAUAACCUCCAUAUACAGCAUACAUUUCCUGUUUAGUAUUCCUACACACUCUUAUGUGAUCUGGCUCAUCAUCACAGGAACAGAAAGUGGAGUUGUAUCAGCGUUCUUCAAUCUCCACCUCUCUAUUUGUGAGAUUGUUAACUGUCUGCAUAGUUUGGUCUCUAUACUGACAAUUUACUUCUCAAGUCUCUCAUUUUUAAUGCUGUUUCUACAAGGAUUAAUUCUCAGUGGCCGUCCUGUGUUUCAGUGUCUGAUCUGUGUUGAGCGUUACCUGGCAGUGGUUCAUCCUGUAACCUUUCUGAAGUACAAACCUCUCAGAUAUAGAGUGAUCUGCUGCACUGUGGCUUGGAUAAUUAUUCUUGGAUCCUGUUUCUAUUGUUUAUUUAUUGCAAUCUCACAAAACAUUCAUGUCAAAACAUGGUUCUUUUCACUGCAAUUCCUUGUCUUCUUCUGCAUCCAGUUGUUUUGUCUUGUAGCUGUUCUCAGAGCUCUGAAGCAGUCAGGACCUGGAGAGAGAAGGAGAGAGAGAGAGGAGGAAAACCACAUGAAGAGAAGAGCAUUUCAUCUCAUUCUAAUAGCUACUGUGAGCAUGGCUUUUAUAUAUGUCCCUUAUACUAUCACAGGAUUCUGUAUCAUUAUAACACAACAGAAUCAUGACGCAUAUUGGCUCCCUGGUUUGGUAUGUUAUGUGUUGGCUGGUUUCAUUCAGCCAGUUCUUUAUCUUCAACGAACUGGAAAGCUCUCCACCCUCUGUUCCUCAUAA
This is a messenger RNA of Megalobrama amblycephala (Wuchang bream), 846 nucleotides long. Its product is annotated as uracil nucleotide/cysteinyl leukotriene receptor-like. Gene Ontology annotation, biological process: positive regulation of Rho protein signal transduction; phospholipase C-activating G protein-coupled receptor signaling pathway. Gene Ontology annotation, cellular component: membrane. NCBI's taxonomy places the organism in Eukaryota, Metazoa, Chordata, Actinopteri, Cypriniformes, Xenocyprididae. Gene Ontology annotation, molecular function: G protein-coupled receptor activity. The coding region runs from base 1 to 846 and encodes 281 amino acids. The record is from RefSeq and is a predicted model, not a curated record. The transcript has a single exon.